CAUACACCAACAACUAAUGCGCAAAACAUAGCCACACCUAUACACUCUCUCCAAGCCGAAGACAGCAACUUGGCACCCAUCAUGGAAGCCGCCGAUACAUUCACACUUUUGCCUCUGCAAAUGGACGAUGCCACAGGUACCGUCAGCGCAUCAGGUCCCGCAAACAACGCCCUCAACACCGAGCUCGCUGCCCUGAACGCACUUCACCGUGGCCUCCUCAAUGUUGAAACAUCCACAGGCACACCGCCACCGCCUGUCCCCGUCAAUCCCAAGCGCUCAGCACAGAUUGGCAAGCUGCGCGAAUCUGGUAACGCCGAAUUCCGCAAGGGCAACCCCGCCGCCGCUGUCAAGUUAUACACUCUCGCAAUCGACAUGGCGCUUCAACGUCCGCACUGGGAGCCAUCUGGCCUGGUGCGCGAGGAAGUUUCUGGCUUGCUGAGCAACCGCGCGCAGGCGAACAUGGCACAGCAAAACUGGGCCGAGGGCUCUGUAGACGCUGAGGCGAGCGUCGAGAUGAAAAGGGUCGGAAACGCUAAGGGCUGGUGGAGGAGAGGAAAGUGCUUGCUCGAGAUGGGCAGGCUGGAUGAGGCGGAGCAGUGGGUCAAGCAGGGUCUUGAGUUCGAAGCCACAGAGCAAGAUCUGGUACAGCUCAGAGAUCAGAUCGAGAGCAGAAGGAACGGUCAGAUUAGCGCGGUGUAGCUUGCGGGUCGAUGUUACGAUUGGAUGUCAACAGUCGGCGUAGUUGUGCAUUGUAAGGCGUCUGGCGCUUGUGGAUAUCCCAGAAGCAUGGAUUUGAUUUCAGGAAACUGUAUGCAUCAGCGGGCGAAACCCCUAGGUUAGUAGAGACAUCAAUCGUGAGUGAGGUAAAGGUUGUCAUUGCAAAUGGUCAACUGUUGAUCUCGCUUUCACCUCG
Molecule: messenger RNA, 913 nt
Organism: Macroventuria anomochaeta
Lineage: Eukaryota; Fungi; Ascomycota; Dothideomycetes; Pleosporales; Didymellaceae
Exons: 1
Coding region: 82-699 (205 amino acids)
Molecular function (GO): protein binding
Source: RefSeq, a predicted model, not a curated record